AUGUCAUCGCCGUCCCCGGACGCCAGUGACAUGUAUGUCACGUUCUACGGGCGCGGCAAGCCAGUGCCUGCCGAGCGGGCGUUCUUCCACACCGGCGACGGAGGCGGAGACCCACUCGAUGAGCUCUCGGGCCUGAUACGAUAUCAUCCGGCCAUGUCCCGCGCCAUCCUCGCCGACCCACCGCCUCGCUCGGCCGCUCCUAUGUCGCCUCGCAAGACACGAGGCGAAGGCAAAGGUGAUGGGGGGGGUGCUGACGACGGCGAUGAUGCUGAUGUGGUGGCUGCGCUCGCCGAGCUCGAUGGCCUGGUGGCGUAUGCACCGACCAUGUCGUUGGCGCUCUCGCCGUACACGUCGCCAAAGCCAUCGCCAGUGCGUGGCGAGGAAGAGGCUAAUGCGACCGAGACGGAGACGAUGGUGACGGAGGCGAGCGCGAGCGGCUUGGGCGUGGAUCACACGCUGACGUAUCGCGGGACGCUGGCAGCGCGGACGGUCGAUCUAACGCUGACGCUGGCGUUGGAUGGCGGCGGGAGCGCGAGCCGGCCCGAGUCUACGAGCUCGACGGUAGUGAACCAAGAUCAAGUGGUGCGGUUCGAGGUGACGGCGCCGUCGCUCGAUGUCAUUCCGUGGUCGCAGCUCGAGCUGGAGACGGUGCUCUCCCGCGGCGGGUUUGCGGUGGUGUGGCGGGCGCGAUACAUGUACGACGAGGUGGCGGUCAAGAUUGUGUCGUCGCUGGCGUACCUGGGCCAGGUUCAGUCGUUUGUGGAAGAGGUGGCCAUGCUCGCGGCGCUGCGGCACGCCAAUGUGGUCUUUUUGGUUGGCAUCUGCACCGAGGUCUCGCGCUGCGCCAUUGUCAUGGAGAACAUGGCUGGCGGCGACCUCGCGCGCGCACUGCACGGCAAGCACCGCAUUGGGCUGGAGAUCGGUACCCGCCUUCGGAUUGUCCGCGAUGUCGCCCGCGGCCUCGCGUACCUCCACCGGCAUGGCCUCCCGCACCGUGACCUCAAGCCGGCCAACGUCCUCCUGGUCUCGGCCUCGCCGCUCGUGCUCAACGAGCCGUCACUUUCGGUCCGCGCCAAGAUCGCCGACUUUGGCCUCUCGGGUGUCAAGCUCUCGCAUGCGGGUCGGUCGUUUGCCUGCACGCUCCGCUACGCUGCGCCUGAGGUGCUCCUUGGCGAGGUCUCAGGCACGGUGAGCCACUCGUCGCUCGUUGCCGCCCGACGAUGCGACAUGUACUCGUUCGGCUUGCUCGCUGUCGAGGUUCUCUCCGGUGUGCGGCCGUUUGAGCACCUUGCACACGCCGCCGAUCGACACGCCAACGUCUACGCUCCGCCGUUUAGUGACGAUACACUCGACAUUGUCGACGUCAUGUGUGACGACGCCGGUGCGCACGAACGGCCGGAGAGUGACGCCAUCCUCGCGGCGCUCUCGACGCUCCGGUCUUGA
Messenger RNA from Thecamonas trahens ATCC 50062, 1443 nucleotides. Its product is annotated as TKL protein kinase. Lineage: Eukaryota; Apusomonadida; Apusomonadidae. Gene Ontology annotation, molecular function: ATP binding; protein kinase activity. The transcript is spliced from 2 exons. Gene Ontology annotation, biological process: protein phosphorylation. The record is from RefSeq and is a predicted model, not a curated record. The coding region runs from base 1 to 1443 and encodes 480 amino acids.